Cylicocyclus nassatus is the source of this 2437-nucleotide messenger RNA. NCBI's taxonomy places the organism in Eukaryota, Metazoa, Nematoda, Chromadorea, Rhabditida, Strongylidae. The record is from the annotation of a GenBank genome assembly.
GGUUUAUCAAUUUACUAACAAAUCUAAUCAAUCUCGAUGUCGUGUCGGAGUACACGUUCCCGAUCUACUAAGAUCACACUGAAUGAGCCAGUAGAACAAACAAGGAAGAUCACCGAUGUGUUCAAGGUAACUAGAGGGCGCGGAAAGGCGCAGAAAAAAAUUCUUAGCGAUGGAGUUUCUACACAUUCUUCAAAGAUCCUGCAGGAAACGAUUGUUGAUGUACAGUCGUCUACAAGCACCAUACCACCAAGCAUAGUGUCUGAAAGCGCAUGUUCUCCUCCAAAAAGAGCAAAGAAGAAUACCGAUGCAACCAUAGUCCGUAGUGCGCGAAAAGUGCUUUUCAAUCUUCCGGUUAGUAAUGAAGCGAUUAACCCACCCAAGCAAGAGAAUGUGGAGGAGAACCAAGAAGAUGAAAUGCAAAUAAAACAAGAACGUGAAUCUGUUCCCGCCGAGAAAUCCACGUCUGAAGCAAAGACGGAGAGAGUGGAGGUUGCUACCAUGGGAGACUCUUCUAACGUUGUAGUGGAAAAGAAGGAUAUAGUGACAAAUCCUUUAUUGGCAAAAGCCGAAGAGUUAGGCAACAAACUCGCUUCAGUUGGAACGCAAAACAAAGUCCGCAGUAAGGUACGAACCGUAGCUGAACUGCAAGCCAUGUUGGCAGAGAAAGCGGGACUCCAGAAGUUACAUGAGCAGUCGCAAAAGAAUAAAUCUAAGCAGGUGGAGGAUCAUGUACAUCUGCUCAAGUCUCCUGUCAAAGCUGUUCCAGUUGGCAAAGCUGUGGUGGCAAAAAGCAAGGCAAGACAUACGAAAGAACGGACCAAGCCCUCUGUGUCCAAUGUGCCCGAGUACGUGCUUCCCACACAUGUCACACCCGCGAAAAGGGAAGCUGUCGAGGAAGAUGAAAUUGAGGAGAAAAGACAUGUCUUUGAGUAUGGCAAGGCAUCACGGCUCAUAGAAGAAGUGAAAAACAACUCUACUCUGCCUCUGCCCUUACAGUAUGAGCGACUUUUGGAAAGCUUCCAAAGCUGUGACAGGGUCGUUUCGAUAUACACGACGCAGGGACGAAGAUGUGUAGUUUCUGAGAUACAGAAGAAUGUGGAGAAGAACACUCAAAUUAGUUUUACCCGUAAGAAUCUGGCUCAAAUCGUGCACGUGUAUCCAACAAGUUAUGAUUUACGUUUGGAGAAACGUUGGAAUCCAUUCGGCGGCGAAUCAAAAUGCGGAAAAUUCGAUUUGGUUAUGUCUGCCAACCUUACUGACGAUUUAACGGGAUACAUGCUACCUGAUACGCCAGUGAAGGUUGAAGAACCUCCGCUACCCGGGGUUACUCCUAAUAAGCUACUUUCACCCAGAAAGAAAGUUGUAAACGUUGUUCCGAGAGAUCCUAUUCUUGAUGCUAGGCCUCGACUUGAAGGCUGGCGGAUGACUUGCCGCAGCCAUAUCUUCCGACACAAACUUGUAGAGAUUGCUAAACACUUCCACAAGAAGUUUAUGGAAAAGAUUGGCCUAUUCAUGAGCGAAACUGAGUAUUCCAAGUUGAGACGAUUCCACCCGAAAUUUGAUUUGGACACGGAAUGCGAGCGAAUACCGGAGGCGGAAAUCCCUGACGUUCCUCAAGACAACGUUGACCGUCAUCUUCAAAUGAGAGAUUAUCUAGCGACGGUGGACAAUAGCGUUCCUCUGCCGAGCAGUGUUGAUAAUGUACUAGAGGAGCUGAAAAGCCCAGUAAAGAAGGUCAUCAGCUCAGCAACGGCCGUUCCUCUUUCUCCUCGGCAAUUCGCUGAAAAACAAGCGUCCAAACCUAAAGGAGCGAUGUCUUUAAUGGAAAGAAUACGUGCCAAAGAGGAGGCUAAGAAAGCUGCUGAGAAGUUGCGCGAUCCAACCACUGAUAGGAGAGUUGAGCUCUUGCAACGAAUUUUGCAUGGGCUUUUGAGAUGCAUCACAACGUAUUUUGCCUUCAAGAAAGUUCGCUCUAUGGAAAUAAAUAUUUUAUCUGAACAGAUCAAUAAGAGUCAGUCAGCAAUGAAUCGCGCUUUGGUGAUCGAACAUGUGACUUUACUCUGCGAGAUUGCUCCAAACAUGGUUAUACUCACUGAGAUUUCUGGGAAGAAGUAUCUACGAUUGGAGCAAAAUGAUUACUCGACGCUGGAGAAGGUUGUGAAAGAUGAGCUAGCUCGUCUACAAAAUGAUCAGCAACAAAAGAUUGCCGGACUGAAUGUGGACAGCAAGAAGCCAGCGGCGAGAGCCCUAUUCUGACUGCUCAGCAUGCCUAUAUUGUGUAAGCCCUCUAACAUACUGCAGUCUUUAUUGCGCAUUAUCUCUGCCACUUUACACGAUUCUAACAUUGACUUUGGAUUUUAUCAUAUCACUUUCUAGUUUACGCAUGAUUUCUUUUCUAUCUUGGUCAUUUAGAGUCUCUAGGAGACAGACUUAUCUU